Prunus armeniaca (apricot) is the source of this 276-nucleotide messenger RNA. Lineage: Eukaryota; Viridiplantae; Streptophyta; Magnoliopsida; Rosales; Rosaceae. The record is from the annotation of a GenBank genome assembly.
AUGGAGAAGGUGGAGAAUGAGAGGGCGAUGCCCUCCUCCUUCCUCUACCACUUAUUCGUCCUCGUCGCUUGCCCACUAUGGUUUGGGGACAGCGACGACCACGACAUCGUUUUGGGGUUUGUUGUUUGGGGAAAACGAUCAGAUCUGUGGCAUGAGGGAGGUGUUAAGGCUGGGAUGGGUGGCCUGAGUAAGCUUGGGUGGUGGUUUGGGUGGCUGUGGGCUAGGAGGAAAGGAGAUCAAGAGAGAGAGAGACAGAGAGAAUCUGGGUAUUUUUAA